Messenger RNA from Amoebophrya sp. A120, 6546 nucleotides. NCBI's taxonomy places the organism in Eukaryota, Dinophyceae, Syndiniales, Amoebophryaceae. The record is from the annotation of a GenBank genome assembly.
GACGACGACGACGACCUUAUUGCUUCUUGAUGUAAGAUUUGCAGAAUUUUUCCACAGGACAGGAUGAUAACCUCCGCCGCCCGCGAAGAUACAGGUCGGUUCUACCGGACAAGCAUUCAAAACAUCAUGCGCUCGUCCGGUGCAGCUGUGGUGGAGAAUCAGAAUCAUGCUGGAACGGUGUCGAAACGGAAUCACAACUUGUACAAGCCCGGCGGGCUGCUCGUUGCAGCCUCCGGCACAGCAGCUGCACGAGCAGGACAAGGGUCCUAUACUUCUACAACAGGCGGUACUUGUUCUACAUCACAGCAGGAGCGAGAACUUGCACGGUCAGGACUGCGUCGUGGAUUUUCCUCAUCGUCCUCUUCCUCCUCGUGGAGGAAAAACAUUCCUGUCGAGGACAGCACGUCGUCGUCCUCUGAAGACGCUGAAAAUGGACCGCAGCUAGCGGAGGACGAGGCAGCAAGCGAAUCAGAUUCAUUUUCAUACAACAGCAACUCCGAAGAUGUUGAAGCAGUAGAAAAUUAUGCAGCGAGCGACGCUCCGGCCGGCGUGGCGAGGGGAGGAGGUCCACCUCGUGAGACUUCUAGUUCCAAAAGGACUUGUUCUCCUGGUGCCAGAAGAGGUGCGACGAGGAGUCGAAGCUUAUGAACUGCAAAAGGAUCAUACUCGUAUAAACGCAUUACAAAUUUCCUCAGCAUGAGAAAUCAUGCGGAUUUAGCUUAAGAAAAAAAUUUGUAAUGCAAGACUUGCAUUUAUACGAGUGCGAUACUUUUGCACAGGAUAAAGCUGCAAGUCCGCGGAUUCUUCAGUCGCAUCCUCCGCGUCUUCUGAAGGAGAUAAUUCCGGUGGUGGACGUGUGGAGAGAAGUAGAAGCGGCGGAGCGUGUUCAGAUCAGACCGGUAGAAGUGGCGAAGAGAUGGAGGAGGAGGAGGAAAAUUAUGGGUACUACAACAGCAACGGCGACAGUGAAGUACUAGAUAGUGCAGCAGCAGGAGAAGUACUAGAAGAUGGAGAUCAACUACAACAUGCCCUUCUCUCUCCUUCCGCGUAUGAAGAUGAAGAAGGAAGUUGUAGUGGCGCCAGUGAAGAAGGAACCUCUUCUGAUACGGGCCGGAGCGACACCAGCGACCAAUUGCGGGAGGUAAAUCGGGCGCUUCGCUCGCACCAAAAUGGGUCCAGCUGUCAGAGCAGAGUAAAAAACGACGACGAGAACAAUCAUGUGGAGGACCACGAGCAGGCUCGAUGCAGGGACGGGGUGAGGGCCGGUUUUUCAUCUGCAGACUCUUGCCUUGUCGAUCGUGGGAGUAGAAGAGCAGGAUGUUCUAGAAAUACCACCAGCAACACCGAAAGAUUAAUAAAUGCGGCAAGGACAGCAUCAACACAGCCACGGUCUGCGGGUUGUUCAGGCAGACCACGGAUUGGUGUUGGAACUGGUACUAAAAGCUGCAGUAGCUCGUCCUCUUUCUUUGCUGAAGCCGCCUGUCGUGCUUCAGUUGCGCCAUCGUGUAAAAAACGUCGAGAUCAUGAUCAUCAUGUUAGUCAUCAUCAUGACCAGGAUCAUGAGCAGCAGCUGCCUACGGAGAACAGUAAGUGGGGCUGGUUGGAAGAGAAGGAGCAGUACAACGAGUCUUCAGAUGAAGGCGAACAGAAGGGAAGAACUGCUGAUCGCAACUAUGCUGCUGAUUCAUCCGAAGAAGAAGCUGCAGAAGACGGCGUGGUUGCCCUAGAUCUGUCUCCUGUAACCCCGAAACAGGAUGAGGACCAGUCCUUCUCCCCACAACCCACUGGCUUCCACUUUGACGAAACAAGCCACGCACGGGCACGAAUCCGGGGGCAAAACAACAUCGCAGAAGGUGCUGCAGCGCCGGGGUCGUCGUCGUCUCGACAAGUUGUUGUACCAACGACUCGGCCCAGGAGCCGGCUCGUGGUGCGGCAACAGGAGGGUGGCGGAUUUUUUCCGCCGGAAGAAGUUGCACAAGAACGUCUACUUCACGGCCAUUCUUCACGAGAGCCGCGAGACAGUGGAUCAUUUGCCACGUCGAGGGUGGAAACAUCUACUUCAGAAGAUCGGGCGCCGGUGGUAAAUAACAACUGGAAAAAUAAAAAUUCCAGUACAACAAGAACAUCAAAGUUGCCCGCCGCACAGGCACAACAAGGUCACCGCAGUGGUGGUCUUCCCCCCCGCGAGUUCUACGCGUUUUGUGCUUCCCCCGGGACGAAAAGAAGUACAUCGAGACCCGCAGUGCCAGACUUGAAUCGCAGCACCCUUUCCACUAUCAAGUGCAGAAGUAUCGUAGUACUCUUUCUUGUAAUCGCAACCAUGCAUGAUGAGCAUGACAAAUCUUCUUCCCAAGGUAAAUCAGAAUGACAAAUUGCAUCUGUCAUGCUGAGCCAAUUUGUAAUGCGAUUACCACUAGUACGAGGAUGCUUUUGCAGUUCAUAUCCACCGCAAGCACGCGCAUCUCAACCAACGCAAGCUUUCUGAACACCGGGCGAUCGAUAUGACAGUGCACAACUCCCCCUCCCCCUCGUUUGUCAUGCAAGAUUCCAAAUCUACCCUUUGCCUAAUUAGCACUAUUUGCAUGACAGAUUCCGGAAUCCAGAACAGCACUACUUACAAUCUUCUAGGAAUUUGCCAUGCAAAAGCUGCAUCUUUGGCAGUGCUUGCGUUGCUGUUCAUGCAACUCAAAUGAGGGGGAGGGGGACUUGCGCACUCUCAUAAUCGACGCUCUGCGGUCCUGCGUCCUCAUCCGCGAGUAGCAGCUCCGUUGUUUCGAGUUCGGGGACAAACUACGGGGGUGGUGCAAGCAGAAAGUUAUCCACCGAGCAGCUCCAGCUCGCCUCGACCACCGACGGUGGCACAGCCCGACCGGCGGCGCACCACGAGGAUGCAAUAACAGCCGAUUCCACUGCUCGCCAGGUUCUUGCGGGCACCAGUGCUGCACUAGCCGCGUCGGGGAUGAAACGAACGAACCCACACUUGCAGUCCUCCGCGCGGAAACCUCUGUACCAGCUCGGGCAGCCGGGUGGCGGCCAGACGCCAAGCUGUCGCGUUCGCGGAGGUUGGACACCAAAGUCACCAGCGGCAGGAGAGAACUCUUUCGCCUGUUCUUCAUCUCCCACUUCGCAAAGCAACUUUGGACUGGAGGAUACGCUGUGCAAACACUACUCUUCUCGCUACCCUGUGGUUGUGCUGGAAAUUUUUAUCGUGUAUAAAUGAGUGUGCAAAUUGUGGGUCUCAUAAUGCACAGCCCCACGAGGAGCAUUUUAAGGACUUGAGUGCGCGUAUUUUUUUUAUUUAAAAUUAUCAGACAGGAGAGCGAGAGGGGAGGGCUUUUGCACGGGAUACAACACUACAGACAGCAAAGGCAUCAGCACAAAAACCACUACAAUGUCUACCAUUCGCCAACCAGUUGCAAAAGCAAGCCGACCUCUUCCGUGGCAGCACCUGGGAACCAUUACUACCAGCAGCCGGACGAGCAGCCACCGCAGCCGAAGCGCUUGAAGUCGCGAAUUCAGCAGAAGCUGAAGUUGUGUGUCUGCGCGAACUCCGCGUACCUAGCGCGGGAGCGGGUCCAGCUUUUAAAUGAUAUUGAGAGGAAAAAUCCCCCCUCCCCAUAUUAAAAGAUAUGUUUCCAAAAAUUUAUUGUGUUGCUGAUUUGCGAGCACAAAUCAGGUUUGUCUUGCAAAAAGACAAGUGCAGAGGCAUCCGCCCAAUUGUGACGCGAUUUGGCAUGCUGUUGGUCCUAGACGGUAGCCAUUUGCAAUGCUGAACAACUAGACCUGACGAGCGCUCCCACCUAGGCUGCGGAUCUGGCCGGAGUGCCUUACUGCAAGACAAAUCGGAUUUGUGUAUGCGCAUCAGCAUCAGAAAUUUCCAUUUUGAUAUGGGGAGGGGGGAUUUUUCCUUUGCAUAAAUGAGGAAAAAGAAUUUCUGCACACGCUGGCAGUGUACCAGGAAAAGUAUCCGAGGGAAGAAAGAAGCUCGUAGAACGACAAGAGCCACUAGUUCUGUAAGCAAAUUAUCCACUGCUUUACACACUACAAGACAAUCUCAUCUGUCUCGCGUAUUACGUUGUGCUUGCUCUAAACAGGGGUAUAGUAUGCUGUUGCUGUGGGUACAGGCAUCCAUGUAUGGAAACAGAUGCUUGUCGUUUUUGCGCAUACAUCAAAUUUGAUGGGGCCUUCUUACUCGGAGCUUUUUUCUGUGGGAUAAAACGGAGAACGAGCUGAAUGAGUUUGCGGAUCAGCUGGAGGAAUCGAAGACUUGUUUUGCGGAAAAGCAGAAGGAAUGGGAGGAAGAGGAACUCGAGGUCGACAAAAUCUUAUGUCAUGCACUUGCGCGGCUCUUCCACCUGCUGAACAUAUGCGCGGAUGUUAUCUUUGACAUGGUACUAAAUAAAACACAACCGCAUCAUGUAUAGUGAAGUAGACACUGCAUGAUUACUCAUUUUUCGCAAGAAGAUGUUGACAAGAAAUUUGAUCGGGCAACAUCCUGACCCCCUGAAAACUAUCUCGGCAGAGGGGGCCGCCGUCAGGUGUUUGUAUUGCAUGACGGAGAUCAGAAGUUGCAGAACUGAAGCAGACGUUGCCCAAAAUCGAAGCGGAAUCCAAUCGCUGCGUCGCGGAAAUCAAGGAGCGGAAGAGCAGACUCGAAGCGCUAGAGAAAGAGUUGCAGAGAAAAGUGAUCAGCUUGAAACCUAUCGCAUGGAAAAAUCGUUCAUACGUGUAGGCUUGUGAUACAAAAUUUGGCAGCUAGAACUAUCUGUUUUGCUGACAAUGCAACAGAGGGUCUGUUUUUUUUUAUCAGUACUAAAACGCACUUGUCCUGCUCCUGUUGCAGAUGCCGCAAUGAAUACAGUGAAACAAUUUUUUCCUGCGAUAAAUCAGGAAGAAAAUCUACUAGAAGAGCAGUUCGAAGCGAAGAGGGAGCAGAACUGGAUCCACCCGAGCCAGGAAGCGGAGCGGAGGACCGGCAUGCUGAAAGAAAAGUUAAAAGCGCUGAAACGGAAGAUGUUUUUGGCGCAUACAACGACGCUGUUUUCAACAAAGCAAGCGGGCGCCGCAACUUCUGCACUAGGAGAUGAAGCAGGAGAUGAUGAAAAGUUACAACGAGCUAAUAUGGGUGAUGAGGGUGAAAAAUCUGACGGCAACUCGAGUGAUCACUCAUUCGACCCUGAGAUCAAUUCCGAUCUCGAUUUCGACGAGCACGUGUGCCAACUAGAAGAAGACGUCGAGCAUUUGAGGUUCUCGCUCUUGGAAAAACGGGAGCAAUUGCUGCCUCGCUACCGCGCGAUUCAGGCCAGGAAGGAGCGGGAAAAAGAAUUGCAGAAGAAAACCGAGUUUUUGCGAGGGGAAGUGCAAAAAGCGAAGAGGCGAAAGGAAUUUUUAAAGCGGAACACGGUGAAAAAACUCGAGGUGAAGAUAAAGGCCCUGAAGCACCAGCUGCAGGGAGUCUUGCCAUCGGAGACCGAGGCCGGAAACAACUUCAGGAAGAACAAUGACGAGUUUAUUGACGCAGGACAAGGAGAUGAGAGAAGUGGCAGCCCGCAUGCAGUUCCGUCGUCUACAGUAGCUUCUUCUUCCGCUUCAGCUCUUGAGCAUGUUAGAAGCAGAGAGGAGCACGCGACGAGGGCGAAACUGUUGUCCGAGCUGUUUUGGGAAAACAAAAAUCUCGAAAAAACCUUGAUUAAGCGCACUCGGGAGUACGAGACAGGUGGAGCUCGGUUCAGCGACGCUAAUACGACGGAUUUCUGUAUUAUCCCGGAAAAUAACAAUAGCUUUGUUGGUGUGAUUUUUUGUUUUAUUCGCCUAGUAACCGCAUGACAAAAUUGCUUUACAGGAGAGAAAAAAUCUGUCAUGCGUCGCUGGUACGGGGCAAGAACACUCGUCUGGACGUCGACAGGCUAUCGUGGAUUUCUGGCAUGACGUGUGUAUAUCGUUCUUUUAUUCCCCGGUCUGCAAUACAAAGUUACACCAAUCAUAGCACAGUGUUCGUCGUCGAUAUUCAUCGGGGAGGAGCGUGAUGAAGCCGAGGAGCAGGGCGAACUGCAAAAAAUGAUGUUGGAGCUCUCCUAUGCAUCGCAAACAUGUCUGCGUCCACCGGAUUUGUGAUGCAAGAUUUGAAACAGCGACCUCUGUGUCAUGCAAGAUUCAGCAACACAAACCUUCCAGACCCAGACAUAUUCGCCUUCGAUAUUCUCGUGACUUCCCUACAAGAGAGCCACAAGGCGCUCACCCAAGCGGUUUUGGACUUUAGGAAGAGCAGUGGGAAGGGGCAGAAGGGGCGGCGGAGAUAAUAAUGUAAUUUUGGCGUGGAGCAUUUUCGUUUAUCGUUAUCCUAGCAUUGCUCCACCUCUCUUUACUUGUUGUACCGACGGACAACACCACCUUUGAGAACACAACUUCACGUGGCGCAAAUGAGACAGCGAAUGAUCGUGGCUUUGAUUUAAUGAAACCCAAAACUUCGAUUUGAUGCACGCACAAGUGAAAAGGUAUCGCAGAGACAUAUUGCGAUGUUGAACAAAAUUCGCUUGUUGAGUCUGG